Messenger RNA from Mytilus trossulus (common blue mussel), 2027 nucleotides. Its product is annotated as E3 ubiquitin-protein ligase XIAP-like. The record is from RefSeq and is a predicted model, not a curated record. The coding region runs from base 170 to 2023 and encodes 617 amino acids. Lineage: Eukaryota; Metazoa; Mollusca; Bivalvia; Mytilida; Mytilidae. Gene Ontology annotation, cellular component: nucleus; cytoplasm. The transcript is spliced from 8 exons.
CGCCAUGAUGGUUACCCAAUGAUUAAAAAUAUAAUAUGACUAUGUUUUUAAGGACGUAUAUACUGACUUGAAGAAGAAUCAUUACUGGUAUUUUAAGUUGUCGGAACAAACGUGGAUAAAUGUUGUUUCGAAUUCAAAUUUGUACUUUGACAAAUUUCGACAUUGAGACAUGUUAAAGAACGUUGAGAAAUUUCAUCAGGCAAAAGCUAUUAACACCAUGAAAAGGAGUGAAUCGAAUUCGAUUAGUAGGCAAGCAAUUGACAUUCAUGGAAAUAAUAAGGUCAUUCCUCUUUUAUUAAUUUGGAAACUGGAAAAUGGAAACUUUGAUACAUUAACGAAAUCCGAAAAGGAAUUCAUCAAUGACAUAUUGGGGAACAUCCAUACAAUAAGCCCUAAUAAAUGUAUAAAAGUGGUGCCUUCGAAUCGCAUCAGCAACAGAGGAAGUCGUAAAAAAUAUAAAAAUUGUGUCCUCAUGUGGGACAGCAGCAGACAGGCUAUUUUAGAUAUAAAUCCAUUAAUUUCAUCGGGAGAAAGGCUAAACACUUUCGCAAAUUGGUCGAUUUCUAGUUGUAAGUGGUGGCCUAGAAUGUUAUCAGAUGCUGGGUUUUAUUACAAUCACACCGACUUGGAAUGUUUCCAGUGCAGAUUCCAAACAAACCCUACAAACUGGCUUCCUAAUGAAACACCAAAAGAAGCACAUGCACGAUUAAGUCCAGAAUGUGCAUUUGUAAAAUUGUAUAAGCAAUCUGCACGAUCGGAUAAACCUAAAAGUCCAGAACAAAUAAGUAAUAAUGAUCGUCUUAUAAAUCACAAUGAUAACACUAAUAUGAAACACAGUAUAUCCGAACAAAAUGGCCAUUUUACACCUGAGUAUGUCGUUGUUCCUCAUCAAAACACGAAUUGUAUGCAAACAAGGGCCCUUGUUAAACCAUUGCUUUCAAAUGAUGCUAAUGCAUUUCAUAGAGGAGGGAUUCCAGCAGAUAAUUCAAACAUACAAUCACCAAGUGACAUCAAAACAGCCACGUCAGCUGUUUGUGAUUCUGCAAACAAUCCAAGUUAUACGGAACAUUCAAUCCAACCGACUAUAGAUGCUAUGAAUAGUCAACUCACCAUUGACGGUUUUCAAUCUAGAAUUCAGGCACCAGAAGAGCCAGAAUAUAUGUAUCCUCAAUAUCAUACAUACACGUCAAGAUAUCAAUCUUAUGGAAAUUGGCCGUUCCCACACAAACAAACAGCUCAUAGUUUAUCAGAAGCCGGAUAUUUUUACACAGGCGAAAAUGACAUUGUUCGAUGUUUUUGUUGUGACCUGGGGUUAGCAGAAUGGGAUCCAAAGGAUAAACCAUGGACUGAACACGCACGUCACAAUCCUAGAUGUAUGUUUUUGUUAACGGAAAAAGGAAAACAAUUCAUUGAUGAUAUCCAGAAAGACUGGCGAAAGAUAUAUAACCCAAAACAUGCCGCUUUUGAUGAUAAAGAAUCGCGUAUAGCAACAUUUGAUGAUUGGCGACGAGACAUUGAACAAACCCCUGAAAUCUUGGCAGACUCUGGAUUUUUUUACACUGGCGAGGACGAUGUUGUCCGCUGUCAUUAUUGUGAUGGAGGACUACGUAACUGGGAACCAGGAGACGUUCCGUGGGAGGAGCAUGGGCGCUGGUUUCCAUUCUGUAAAUUUGUCAUCAAAAUGAAAGGGCGAGAGUAUUUAGAGGAAAUAAGAGCUAAAUAUGAGGAGAGACAGCGCUUGGGAAAUCAAGCAGAGAUCAGGAACAACAGAAGCUCUGACUUACCAGCAACACAAUUUGCUUUAAUAAAAAAGCCUGAAGAGAAAGAUCCUCAAAAACUUAAGGAAAUCAAUAAACAAUUGAAAGACAAAAUGAAAUGCAUCCGAUGUAGAACCAAUGAUAUAUGCAUGCUGUUUGUUAACUGUGGACAUCGACAGACAUGUGAGGAGUGUGCAGGUCUUAUGGACUUCUGUCCAAUUUGUGAUACAAGGAUAAAGAAAAGAUUAAAAACGUUUUUGUCAUGAAGUC